AUAUCAUCAUCUCAAACCAACCACUGGAGCACGUGUCGUCUCUCACCGGCGGACCACCAAACAAAGGAAAGAAAGAAGAAGAAACCGGCAGCAAAAGGGUUGACAUGAAAGGUCUGUUUAAGUCAAAGCCCAAGACUCCCGUUGACCUCGUCCGUCAAACCCGAGAUCUUCUCAUCUUCAUUGAUCGCAAUUCUGAGACUCGCGAAAGCAAACGUGAAGAAAAGUUUGCAGAGUUGGGAAAGCUUAUCCGUGAGCUAAAACAAAUCCUAUAUGGGAACAGUGAAGCUGAGCCGGUUUCAGAGGCUUGUGCUCAACUCACCCAAGAAUUCUUCAGAGAAAACACACUCCGCUUGUUAAUAAUCUGUCUUCCAAAGUUGAAUUUAGAAGCUCGUAAGGAUGCUACUCAGGUUGUUGCCAACUUACAGCGGCAACAAGUACAGUCACGCUUGAUUGCAUGUGACUAUUUGGAGGCCAACAUUGAUCUUAUGGAUAUUUUGGUAUCAGGUUACGAAGACACUGAUAUGGCAUUACAUUAUGGUGCUAUGCUAAGGGAAUGCAUACGUCAUCAAAGUGUUGCUAGAUAUGUAUUGGAAUCUGAGCAUAUUAAGAAGUUCUUUAACUUUAUUCAGCUUCCAAAUUUUGAUAUUUCUGCUGAUGCAGCGGCAACGUUCAAGGAGCUCAUGACGCGACACAAGUCUACUGUGGCAGAGUUUCUGUCUAAAAACUAUGACUGGUUUUUUGCAGAGUACAAUGCAAAGCUUCUUGAGUCUCCAAAUUACAUAACCAGAAGACAAGCUAUCAAGCUAUUGGGAGAUAUGCUGCUAGAUCGUUCAAAUUCUGCUGUAAUGACGCGAUAUGUGAGUUCCAGGGACAACUUGAGAAUAUUAAUGAACCUACUCAGGGAGUCAAGCAAGAGCAUUCAGAUAGAAGCAUUUCAUGUUUUUAAGUUAUUUGCAGCCAACCAGAAUAAGCCAGCUGACAUCGUUGGCAUACUUGUUACAAACAGGAGCAAGCUUCUCCGUCUCUUCGCUGAUUUUAAGCCAGAUAAAGAGGAUGAACAGUUUGAGGCUGACAAAGCCCAAGUGGUUAGAGAAAUUGCUGGUCUUGAACCCCGAGACUGACCCUGAUCAACCCAUAUUGUUUUUAUAAUAGUAAUAUUUGGUUUAUGUUAUCCCUAAAGUUAUCUGUCAACUAGGGACAACUUUUUCUUUGCCAUUAUGUUGUUUCUUGUAUGUCUGUCCCAGAAAAUAAAGUAUUUGAAUGUAUAAGAUUAUGCAUGUUAUUGUAGUAAACUAGUCUUCGUUGCAAGGAUAAUGAAAAUUCUUUUAAUUCACUUAUUCAA
Erigeron canadensis is the source of this 1342-nucleotide messenger RNA. Its product is annotated as putative MO25-like protein At5g47540. Gene Ontology annotation, biological process: intracellular signal transduction. The record is from RefSeq and is a predicted model, not a curated record. The transcript is spliced from 11 exons. Gene Ontology annotation, molecular function: protein serine/threonine kinase activator activity. Lineage: Eukaryota; Viridiplantae; Streptophyta; Magnoliopsida; Asterales; Asteraceae. The coding region runs from base 105 to 1121 and encodes 338 amino acids.